Brettanomyces bruxellensis is the source of this 1263-nucleotide messenger RNA. RefSeq lists its product as uncharacterized. Bases 1 to 1263 code for a protein of 420 amino acids. Lineage: Eukaryota; Fungi; Ascomycota; Pichiomycetes; Pichiales; Pichiaceae. The record is from RefSeq and is a predicted model, not a curated record. The transcript has a single exon.
AUGCCUGCCACAGAACCUCCACUAUACUUAGACAUUUACUCUACAAUGGGUAAGAGUCAUUUGACGGAACCACAUGUUUCAAAUUCAGAGAUGCAGCAAAUUAGUCCUGGACAAUCAUCCUCUCCCUCAAGCUCUUUACCACCACCUUAUUCACCAUCAGUCAGGCACAUUUCAAUAGGAUAUUGUCUUGAUGAGGGUGCUGAGAUCAAAACCGGCCAACCCGGAAGCUUCUUCCCUGUCAUAGUGUCAAUAGAGUCUACAAAACUUAUCAUCAGGAGAUUGCACGGAAAGAUUGCAAAAUGUGUUUCAAAGCUUUUUGAUGAUCUCGAUCCAAGCAGUAUAGAUCCAGAUUUGAAUAUAAAGUCUAACAGGGUACGUAAUAUUAUGAGAAUAAGGAGUUAUAGCAUGUCACCACCACCGAGGCGCAAUAGUUUUUCCCAAGUACUACAUUUAUUACCCUUUAGAAAAAGAAGCAGGUCUACUUCAUGCGUGACUCCAGUGAAUAAGGUCUCUAGUAAGAUGGUGCUGACAACGCAACUAUUAACUUACAAACCCCUACUCACUGAAAGCAGAAUUGUUGCUUUCUCUCCCAUUGAACACGCUAUGGAAUCAUUACAAAAAGACUCGACUCUUUUUGGCAGCUGGUCGCUUCAAGAGCUCGUGAAGUAUGGAAAUGCGUGCGAUUAUUCCUCAAAGGCAUUUGCUCUGCGUCUCAUAUUUCCAUCUGAUCAGUUAUUAAUUGCAAGCUAUAAUCCCUUCACAUUCAUUCAAUUAUUUUACAAGCUUAAUAUUGCACAUGAGCUUUCGCUCGAUUUAGAUCUUCGUGUGGUUCUUCCAACAGAUUAUUGCACGCCGAGACGCCGCAGACAAAGUAAUACAAUCCGUUCCCAAGCACUCAGUUCUGGAACAAGGCUUUCUUCAACUUCAAUGGAUUACUCCCAUUCUGACUCGGUGUCAUCUAUUGUUUCAUCCGAGGAUGAUUUUGUUGAUCAUAGUCGCCCACAUAGUAAUUCGAUUGAAUCUUAUCUUAGCUUGUCGACUCACUCGACGAAUUUACCCACACCAGAUUCUUGUUCGUUAUUUUCCCAGGUUAAUAGAGAGAAUUCUGACGUGACGGAGCAGCAUGAAGGUACAGAAGCUACGGAUAUACCCAAUAUAAAGAUUUCCUCCGAUUUUGAUGAUCAGCCAAAUGAUUUGCAUGAAGAAUUAAUUUUUGCACUGAGAUGUAUGAAAAACUGCCGAAAUCAUACAACAAUAUUUUAG